Molecule: messenger RNA, 3090 nt
Organism: Hymenoscyphus albidus
Lineage: Eukaryota; Fungi; Ascomycota; Leotiomycetes; Helotiales; Helotiaceae
Source: the annotation of a GenBank genome assembly
UGGGACUCGUCGUCUCGUACCAUGGAAGCUAUUUUCAGAAGGGCACUCGGUCGCUGGCGUCUCAAGCCAUGAUGCCAAAUGCCAAUGAUGGAAUGUUUCGGCUCCACAAUGUUUCAAGAAGCUGAUAGGCAAAUUGUGAUCAUCUUUAGUGGAGACGCAAAAGUGAGGGGAAACUCAAAACACUUCGGACCAAGCGACGCCAAGGGGAGCGCUGCUUCGACGUUGCGGUAGCGGUAGCGGUAGCGGUCGCUCCUGGGAUUGACUUUGGAGUUUGAAGGGAUUCCUAUCCGAGCUUUCGGAUGAACUUUGGAACCUUCCCCCUUUUAGAAAACCCAAAAACUUAUCGUCGAUAACGCUUAGCCGACCGCUGACCAGCCACAAACAAACCCAACCGGUUACCGAGACGAGACGAGAGCCAACCUCAACCUCAACCUCCCAACCCAACGGAGCAAACCUAGCCAGAGUCGCAAUGAAAGCAGCGACCAGCCGCACGGCACCUUGCGGCUCAGCUGACAUUCGCAUUCCCAUUUUCAUGAAGCUCCCCUUCCGCAAAGACAUGUAAAACAGAGCCCAACAAAGUCAAUCCUCGCAGCCCAAGUCUCGGGUGGCAGAUUUAUUUAGGUCCUGGCGCGCGCAGUGACCAGAGACCCAAAUGCAACCCGUGGCUGCAUUUACCGCACGCUCUCUUCCUGCGGGGAAAGGGUGCUCUCCAACUAAGCUCUCCACCCCUCAGCAACUCCAAUUCCUGCCCUUGUACUUCCACGUCUGCAUUGCAUCUACAUGUAUGUACUUGCCCACAGCGUCCAAUCCGCUACACGAAGAUCUCCGAAUCUGAUGAGAUAUUAAUAAUUGUCUACAAUGAUGAUGCAAAAUGGCAGCGCGGACGACUCCAGAAGGACCUCGGGUGGGUCUAAUGACCCCUUUUUCACCACCGUAAUCGAGAAGCGAUCUGACAAGGCCACCCCAAGCAGGCAGUUAGGCUUUGCUCGUGCUCACCUCUCCCCCACCCAUAUCCUUGAGAAACACACUCCUGUUCAUCGGCGACAAAAAUACCAUCAACGUUUAUUUCAAUCAGCAUCAACAACGAGCACAGUAAAUCCCCUCACCGCUCUCAAGACACGGGCCAGGUCGAACUUUAUUUAUAUAGACCAUCUUACCCCUCAAUUCAACGGUCAUCCAAACUUCCUUCCAUCUUCUUCUUCUGCUUCUAGAGCAAGCCCUCUUAUCAUCAUCGAAGUUUAACUUACCUUCUCAACCACAAUCUUCAAAAUGGCCCCUUCACGAACCGACGACAUUGAUUAUCAGGACUAUGAGAUCCCGGAGCCAAAGGUUUCCUACGAUAUCAAUGUUCCUUACAUGCCGCCCUCUGGAGAUUAUGAAGCCAGAAUCAAAAACAAUACGGAAUUUCCGGACUAUCUUCCUGUAUGGGAGAAAGGUGUCUGGUUUGAUAGGGUGCCAGAGUUCGAAUACUAUGAUCCGGCUCUUCGAGCUGACAGAACAAUGCCUCAUCUUUUCACGGCUGGUGUAAAAGCAAUCCCACUUACCCCAAAGAUGGGCACAAUCUUAACCGGAGUGAAACUGGAAACUCUAUGCCAGGCAGCUAAGGACGAACUUGCUCUCCUGAUCUCGCUUCGCAAAGUGGUGGUUUGCCGAGAGCAGUCAGACUUUUUGCACGCGGGCCCCGCAUUCCAAGUCGACUUCAUGGAACAUUUUGGAAAGCUCAGCCAUCAGCCUGUAACAGGGGCUGUCAAAGGAUAUCCCCAAUUCCACAUCAUUCACAGAGACGGAAACAAAAAGGAAAUCGCCAACUUCUUCAAACAAAAGACAUCGAGCUGUAUAUGGCAUCACGACGUUUCUUAUGAGAAGCAGCCACCAGGAUACAUCAUGCUCGGUAUCUUGGCCUGCCCUGACGUUGGAGGAGAUACCGUUAUUGCGGACAUGUCUGAAGCCUACAGACGCUUGUCUCCAGCAUUUCAAGGAAUGGUCAACCAAAUGACGGCAGUCCAUACAUCGGAGAAACUGAUUGCCCAUGCGAGAGCAAACAAAGGCCUUGUUCGAAGCAACCCAGUUGAUACCGAACAUCCCGUCGUACGAGUCCAUCCAGUGACUGGUGAGAGAGCGCUAUUCACAAACGCUGAAUGGCCCAAAGAGUACAUUGGAUUGAAGGAGGAAGAGUCUGAGGUUGUCGUUAAAUUCUUGCUUGACCACAUUCGAAUGGGACAUGACUUUCAAGCCAGAGUCCAUUGGGAAAAACAUUCAGUUGUUAUGUUCGAUGGCCGAACAACUCUUCGUAAGUUUUCAAAUUAUUCUAACGGAGGAUAUUGCUCAUACCAUUCAUUAGAUACUGCGACGGUAGAUUAUGAUAAUGCUGAUCAAGCACGUCAUCUCUUUCGCCUUGCCGCAAUGACCGAAGUUCCGAUCUCUGUUGCCGAAGCUGAAUCUCAAGGUGUCUAUUAAGGGCCUGUAAUUGCGAAGCUGGCUUUUAGUUGCAUUUUUUUACAUUUUUUUGUAUUUAUUUGCGCACAUUUUUGUCACUUCCAUUAUACCCAUCAUGUUUUUCUUAUUGGAGGAUUUAUGAGCGACUUUUUGUUUUUCUUGCUUUUUGUUUUUCUUGUUUUCGUUUUUUUGGGGGAGUCUAUAGUUUUUCAAUCGGUUUUUGUUUUUGCGAAUUUAGCCAGCUUGUGUUUUUGGUUUUGUUUGGUCGAGGCGUAAAUUAUGUUUGGAAAGCAAUUUGAAAUUUUCUUGCAUCUCUUUUUUCCAAAAAUCCCUUUAUCACUUAGCGCAGGCGUUCAGGAUUGCUCAAUAAAAUUAUCAUUAUCAUCUUCUUGCUUUCUUAUGAUUUUUAUCUGGGAAGCUUGGGUUGAAUAAUCAUCUAGAAGAAAUAUCUUAGAGGUAUCUUGUCUUCUGCAUUUUAAGUCAAGCGACAUUACCAGUGAAUUUUGAUUUCACAUUCCCGCUAUGCUAUUUUCAUAAGCCUUUUCCAAUUUCUCCUAACAAGAGAGCUUGACAGGUUGCCAUUAUUCAAUGUACAGUACAUACUGAAAUAAAAACCACCCCAGAAGACUUGGACAAUGAAACCAUUUAUGCGCA